CUCAUUCCAGACCACCAGGCGCACCAGCAUCCCCCUGUCUCUGCUGACUCAGUGCCUUACCAGCAGUCCCUCCACCUCGAGAUACAGCAAUCAGCAACCGACGCACUCUCCUCUGGUCAACCCUCCCCGGCAACACCGUACAGAAAUGGCAAAGACCGCGAUCGCUUACAAAGAGAAGAUGAAGGAGAUUUCAGUUCUCUCACUCAUCUGCUCCUGUCUGUACCCCGAGACCCGCAAAAAUAUCCUGGGCGACUUCGAAGACUUGGACAUCAAGCCCAUUAACAAGCGAGCCUCAGGCCAGGCCUUUGAGGUCAUUCUGAAGCCGUCCUCCCCGGUGUCCGAUACCGCCCACUGCAUCACCAGCCCCCCAAAGAGGGACAUUUCCCUGGAGGACAUCCAGAAGAAACUGGAGGCAGCUGAGGAUCGGAGGAGAUCCCAGGAGGCGCAGGUUCUCCGCGCCCUGGCUGAGAAACGCGAGCACGAGCGCCUUGUGCUGCUGAAGGCCGAGGAGGAGAAUAGCAACUUCAGCCGCAUGGCCGAGGAGAAGCUCCAGCUGAAGAUGGAGCAGAUCGAGGAGAACCGGAUGGCUUACCUGGCCGCCAUUAUGGAUCGCCUGCAGGAGAAGGAGAAGCAUGCUCAGGAGGUGCGCAGGAACAAGGAAUUGAGAGAAGAGUUGACAGCAUGAGAAGCCCCAACAGGUUCCACGUCCCACCUCAAAACACCCCAUCACCACCCCUGACCCCCGAGGAAUGACCCCCACCCUACCCCACCCAACCCCACCCUACCCAACCAGCUAAUCCCACAUUUCCCCACUUCUCCAAACUCCCCCCUGCCAUACUCCCUCAUACUACUCUGAAACUACCACGGCCUAAGGCACCACCCCGGGACAGUGGGAGGUCCAAACGGUGUUGGGGGUGGAAAAAAACAAGAAUUCAAAAAUAAUUUACAAAAAAGAAAAAGAUAAUUAAUGUCUCCCACCCACUCUGCCCAAAAAAAGAAUGUUUUUGCUCCAUUUCAAAUGACAAGAAAAGAAAAAAAAUAUCAAAUUGAUAAGUGACAGUGGGUAUUGGUUUUUGUAAAUACUUCUUUUUUUGUUAUAUACAGUAUGAGACAAGCAGCAAAAGUAUUGAUUGCAGUGUGCCAUUUUUAUAUAUAAGUUUCCUCUCCUUGCAUAUAUAUGGAUGUAAUAAUUUGUUCAUUUCCAUGUUUUUUUUGUUUGUUCAUUUCAGCCUGAGAAUCAUUUUCUUUAGGUUUCUCUUGUGUGGUGACAGGCUUAGAUGUUUGUUGUGAGUUUGACUGCUAGCUGAUGUGUGUCGCUGUGACGGGUUGCGUCCUCACACGUCCAGCAUCCUGGCUCCCGUUCCCUUGUCCCUUCAGGUGGGCACCCACUCAUUUGGCCCUUCAGAUUUGGAAUCAAAAAUUGGAUCUGGGUUCGGUCUGAGUGAUUUUCCAUCCAGUGUAUGUCGGUGUCCCAAUUUCGCGAGUCAGCAAACGGAGAGGGGACAGUUUGCUUUUCUGUGAGGACUGCAAGCCGUCGCCGCACAUCCACUCCUGUGAGUUAGAUGGUGACUGUACCACAGGAGAACACUAUAGCAUUUAAUGAGCCCAUCCGCAUCCUCCUUCCCUCCGUCUGCAGCCUCUUCAUCCCUCCGCAUAUAUACAUGCUGUAGAAGCACUCACUCACACGCUCUCCACAUGGGCAGGCAUUUAUCCAAUCUGCAGCACAUAGCUCGGGAGGAGCUCGCCAAACGCCAAACUGUCCAUCUGGCACCGGAAAUCUCAAAUAAGUUACCUCACCAAAUGGCGGGCCUCUUAUAUUUCUCACAAACAAGCCUUCUGUCACAUUUCAAUCACAUGUUACUGUGAUAUACAACACAAGAACGCUGAGAACUAAAAAGAAAAAAGAAAAAAAGAGCUUCACCUGAGAUCAGACUUGUUACUGUGAAUCUUACAUUGGAGAAAAUGAGCUACACCUCUCUCCAUGUCAUAGAGGCUUAGAGUAAUGCUCGACGUCAUCAGCACCUACUGGAAUCAUUGCACUUCACCCCAAGUCACUGUAAAUGCCACCGAAAGGUCGGCACGAGAAAGAUGUUGAAGCCAUAACAGGUAUCACUGCAACAAUGAUUCAUGAACACAGUAUUUCCAUCUAGAAAGGUGUAUAUGAAAGUGUGUGUUAAAGGUAUCAGAGUAGUUUGUAACCAGGGGUGUUGAAGCCUGAGGUUGAACCCUGUCGGUCACAUACGCACGAUAGGCCCAUAGGUGUGUGUGAGUGUGUGUGUGUGUGUGUGUGUGUGUGUGUGUGUGUGUGAGUGAGUGUGUGUGUAUUUCAGGAAGGGCAGGUAGACAACUGAACAUUUCAUCCGGUGAAAUAUAAACAGACACCGUCACACUGUACACCACAGACAGUGACAAUCCUACCUGCCUCCCUCUCUCUUUCUCUUUCUCUCUCUCUACUAUCUCUCUCUCUCUCUCUCUCUCUCUCUCUCUCUCCUCUGUCCAUUUGUGUGUUUCCCCCUCUCCACAUAUAUCUUUGUGAGCAAGCAGUGGUUAAUAAAGAUUUGGGGUUCAGUGAAUGAAA
Molecule: messenger RNA, 2578 nt
Organism: Scophthalmus maximus (turbot)
Lineage: Eukaryota; Metazoa; Chordata; Actinopteri; Pleuronectiformes; Scophthalmidae
Gene: stmn2b
Product: stathmin 2b
Exons: 5
Coding region: 146-685 (179 amino acids)
Biological process (GO): regulation of microtubule polymerization or depolymerization; neuron projection development; microtubule depolymerization
Cellular component (GO): cytoplasm; growth cone; neuron projection
Molecular function (GO): tubulin binding
Source: RefSeq, a predicted model, not a curated record